Gaeumannomyces tritici R3-111a-1 is the source of this 3431-nucleotide messenger RNA. RefSeq names its product ariadne-1. Gene Ontology annotation, biological process: positive regulation of proteasomal ubiquitin-dependent protein catabolic process; ubiquitin-dependent protein catabolic process; protein polyubiquitination. The record is from RefSeq and is a predicted model, not a curated record. The transcript has 3 exons. Gene Ontology annotation, cellular component: cytoplasm; ubiquitin ligase complex. Lineage: Eukaryota; Fungi; Ascomycota; Sordariomycetes; Magnaporthales; Magnaporthaceae. Gene Ontology annotation, molecular function: zinc ion binding; ubiquitin conjugating enzyme binding; ubiquitin protein ligase activity. Bases 824 to 2395 code for a protein of 523 amino acids.
CGACACCAAGCCCAGCCAGCCAGCCCAGUCGUUCCAUCCCGUGUCCCUUUCAAGAAAUCAGGCUGCGAAACCGCCUUGCAGAAACAACCCCAGCUCAACGUGAGGACCAUUUUGUCGUGCUGCAUGCCCUGAUCUUUUGCCCAACUCUUACCCAACACCUGAAAUCCAUCACCUGGCUGCCCCUUCUAGUCCCGCUCUUCCAGGUGUGGUGGACCUGCUAGCGACGACGACGACUGCGCUGGGCGGCUUUCCCCUCGAUUGCUUGUCUGAGGUGGCUAACGACCGACCCACGCCUGUGCCGCCUGCCGCCCGCCUGCCACCUGUGCCGCCUGCCUGCCUGCCUACCUGACCGACAACCACCACCGACCCAACCCUGCCCGCUCUAGCGUCCUCCCCAUCCUCCUUCCGCCACCCAAGUCACCGUCGUGACUCUUUCAGGCCCGGGCCAUUCCGACCUCCUUGGCGUCAUUCGGCCUGUCGCCUCAUCUCCGUGCCACCCGCCCUCAGUCGUCCCCUCUCGAUUCCAACUCCGGCCCUACAGUCAGACCGGCGAUCGAAGAACCGCCAGACACUGUAUCGACCAGUCUUCCCGACCGUCCACCCUCUUCAUCCUCUUCACCACCCCUCCCCCCCUUCCCACCCGUUCGUGUGCUCGUCAGUUCCCCCGACGAGCCGCGCCCCGAAAUCCACGAUUCCUCCCACCACCAGGAAGCGGAAGGCCGCUGAGGCGACGACAUCCUCCGCAAAAAACAAGGAGGCUGCACCAAAUAAGAGGAUACUCAGCUCUGCUGCUCCCCAGCCCGCGCCGCCGACGCCCAACACCAUGGAUUCAGACGACGAGUUCAUGUCCAACAUCUCUAGCGGCGAUGAGGACGUCCUCAGCGACAACGAAGAUCUUUCGGGCGCCGAUGACUUCGAUUCUGACCUCGACCCUGACCCGGACGUCGAUCUUGCCAAGGAUAUCGUUCCCAAAAGGAAGGCGGCCUACGAUGUCUCCUUUAGUGUCUACACACCAGAAACCCUCCAGAAGCAACAGGAUGACCUGAUCGACGAGGUCAAUAUGAUCCUGGAAAUGCGGAAAGAGGACGCUGCAAUUCUGCUGCGGUACUUCCGGUGGAACAAGGAGCGAUUGAUGGAGGACUACAUGGAUAGGCCAAAGAAGGUUCUUGAGGCUGCUGGCCUGGGGCCCAACGUGACUGGGCCGCCAAAGCUCGAGGCCAUCCCUGGCUUUUGCUGCGACAUCUGCUGCGAGGAUGACGAGGGGUUACUCUCGUUCGCCAUCAAGUGCGGCCACAGGUACUGCGUCGAUUGCUAUCGCCACUACCUCACCCAGAAGAUCCGCGAGGAAGGCGAGGCGGCCAGGAUACAGUGCCCGAGCGACGGAUGUCACCGCAUCAUAGACGCCAGGUCGCUUGACAUCCUUGUCGCUGCGCAUCUCUCUGAGAGGUAUAGGGAGCUUCUGCAAAGGACAUACGUCGAAGACAAGGAGACCCUCAAGUGGUGUCCCGGGCCCGACUGCCAAAACGCCAUCGAUUGCCCGGUCAAGAAGAAGGACCUGCACAAAGUCGUCCCCACGGUCGUGUGCGAAUGCAAAACGCGCUUCUGCUUCGGCUGCAGCCUGAAGGAUCACCAACCGGCUCCCUGCGAGCUGGUCAAGAUGUGGCUCAAGAAGUGUGCCGACGACUCGGAGACGGCCAACUGGAUCUCUGCCAACACCAAGGAGUGCCCGCGGUGCAACUCGACCAUCGAGAAGAACGGCGGCUGCAACCACAUGACAUGCCGCAAAUGUAAGCACGAAUUCUGCUGGAUGUGCAUGGGUGUCUGGUCUGAGCACGGUACGAGCUGGUACAACUGCAACCGGUACGAGGAGAAGAGCGGGACCGACGCCCGUGACGCGCAGGCCAAGUCUCGGUUGUCCCUGGAACGCUAUCUACACUACUAUAAUCGUUACGCAAACCACGAGCAAUCGGCCCGCCUGGACAAGGACAUCUACACCAAGACGGAGAAGAAGAUGAUACAGUUGCAGACGGCCUCGGGGAUGUCUUGGAUCGAGGUCCAGUACCUCAACGCAGCCUCGCAGGCGCUGCAAACCUGCCGCCAGACGCUCAAGUGGACGUACGCCUUCGCCUACUAUCUCACCCGCAACAACUUGACCGAGAUAUUCGAGGACAAUCAGAAGGACCUGGAGUUAGCGGUCGAGGCGCUGUCGGAAAUGUUUGAGAAGCCCGUGUCGGAGCUCAGCAACUCGAAUCUGAAGGUCGAGAUCAUGGACAAGACAGCGUACUGCAACCGCCGCCGGGUGAUUUUGCUCGAGGAUACGGCUCAAAACCUGGCUGAUGGCCGGUGGAGCUUUAAUGUAGAGAUCGGAGUACUGUCCGGUCCCAGUCGCCGCUAAAACAGCCACGGAAUACGGCUGGCGGACGCCCCUUGUUGCACAGAGUCCGCUCGCCGAGGCCGACGAACGGUCUUUUUUCCGCCUUGAUCUACCGAGCACACGUCACAACAAUGUGCGCUGUUGGGUGAGGUUUAUUGAUUAAUUUCCUAAACGACUGCAUUCACGAAGCGUCAUAUUCAUGGGACUAGGAGCAUCACGGAACCUGAAUGCCGAGGGGGCGCUCCGGGGCGAUUUCAGCAUUUCCCAACCGCACUUUGGCUCGUUCGACAGAGCACUCCGAGGUUCCGCGGGAUACCUCUUCUGAACAUAUUUAGCAGCGGCCGAUCACAUCCGCCCGUGAUUGGCAUCACAUUUCAGCACCUGUGAAGAGCCAGCGGCCAUGUUACUCUUGAGGAAACAGAUGCCGCCUGCUCCUGGGGGUUCUUGGACUGCUCGGCUGGGACAGAGGGUUUUACUUGGGCCGCUUGUUAGGCUUGCUUGAAAGGACUGGCAGCAGCAGCGCUCUCCCUACUCAUCGUCUUUAUCCCUGCUCCUGCUGCAUCUCAUUGCGCUUUAUAUAUUCUUUCCCGCUUCUCUUUUUGUUUCAACCUUGCGGGCAUGGCAUGUCUGACAUUUUUUCACAUUUCCCUCUCCAUCUUCAUGGGAGCACGGACCGGGUGCGAUGGCGUACUGGCAUGGUUUGUUUCCACUCUGGGUGGUGACGUUUUCAGGGGUUACUUCUCAUAUAGGUUUCCUUUUCUGUCCUGAUAUCACUUUUGCAUCGUCCCCCAUCCUCAAGGCGCGUGAAACCAAGACAUGGACUAUGGUGAAUGGGAAGCAAGCCAGAGGAGCCAUCUUGGGGUGGACGAGUGCCGCCGGUUAAGGCUUAGCUUAGAAGAUAUGGGCAUGCUCAUGUGAGAAGUACGACGGUGGCAAGUGGUAAUUUUACUCGCGUAGGUAAUAUGAAGCUAGGAGCGUGAUGACAGGCUGGCUGGGCUAGCUGCUUUCUUGAGCGUUUGGGUUGUUCUCCAACUUUGUCGGUGUACACAUGAUGAUG